CCCCGCCCCGGCCUCCGCGCGCCCAGCGGCCGCCAGCCCUGCACUCAGGUGCGAGCACCUUCCGGCCACUCGGGUCCCGAGUGCCUGCUUGCCGCGGGCUGGACCCCAGCUUUGUCUGUCGCUGCUUUCUUAAGGCUGGAAGUUUUCCUUGCGGCUGACUGAGUGAACUAGCCAGAAAUACACUCUCGGGAAAUGGCCUCUAAAUCUUGGCUGAAUUUUUUAACUUUCCUCUGUGGAUCAGCAAUAGGAUUUUUUUUAUGUUCUCAACUAUUCAGUAUUUUGUUGGGAGAACAGGGUGACACCCAGCCGAAUAUGCUUCAUAAUGACCCUCAUGCUAGACAUUUAGAUGAUAAUAGACCCAGUCACCUCAAGGGACAAGUGAACUUCAAUGCAGACUCUAGCCAACAUAAAGAUGAGAACACGGACAUUGCUGAGAACCUCUAUCAGAAAGUUAAAAUUCUUUGUUGGGUUAUGACAAGUCCCCAAAACCUAGAGAAAAAGGCCAAACAUGUCAAGGCUACAUGGGCUCAGCGUUGCAAUAAAGUGUUAUUUAUGAGUUCAGAAGAAAAUCAAGACUUCCCUACUGUGGGAUUGAAAACCAAAGAAGGCAGAGAGCAACUAUACUGGAAAACAAUCAAAGCUUUUCAGUAUGUGCAUGACCAUUAUUUAGAAGAUGCUGAUUGGUUUAUGAAAGCAGAUGAUGACACAUAUGUAAUACUGGACAAUCUGAGAUGGCUUCUAUCAAAGUAUAACCCUGAAAAACCCAUUUACUUUGGGAGAAGAUUUAAGCCCUAUGUGAAGCAGGGAUACAUGAGUGGAGGAGCAGGAUAUGUACUAAGCAAAGAAGCCUUGAGAAGAUUUGUUGAUGCAUUUAAAACAGAAAAAUGUACACAUAGUUCCUCCAUUGAAGACUUAGCACUGGGAAGGUGCAUGGAAAUUAUAAAUGUAGAAGCUGGAGAUUCCAGAGAUACCACUGGGAAAGAAACUUUCCACCCAUUUGUACCAGAGCACCACUUAAUCAAAGGUUAUCUACCAAAAACAUUUUGGUACUGGAAUUACAACUAUUAUCCUCCUGUAGAGGGUCCUGGUUGCUGUUCUGAUAUUGCAGUUUCUUUUCACUAUGUUGAUUCCACAACUAUGUAUGAAUUAGAAUACCUCGUUUAUCAUCUUCGUCCAUAUGGUUAUUUAUAUAGAUAUCAACCUGCCUUACCGGAGGAUAUACUAAAAGAAAUUAAUCAAGCAAACAAAAACGAAGAUACAAAAGUAAAAUUAGGCAACCCUUGAAAGCAGAACGGGAGUGGACUGAGGUUGAAUGGUCUACAUUGCACUGAAGGACUCCUGCCUUUCUGACAGAACCCUGAAACCCCAGGGAGGAACUCAUCUGCAGUGAACAUUCCAUAUAGAAAUUUUUCCAGUGGAUGACUAUAAUCUGAAGCAUUUAAAGAGCUGUGAAGUCUGUUAAGAUGUGUUUUGAUACAGUAAUAUAUAACUAUAUAUAUAUAUGAAGAAUUUGUGUUUUUAAAAUGGUGAAAGAUAGAAGAGCUAGAAAGACUCUGUCCCCUGUUCCUGACUGUGUGUUGUCACUAAAGCUGGAGUGGUUCAGUUUGUAAUCACCUAUUGCACUGCACCGUUAGAACACAAUGCUGAAUAGAUCUGCCUUAAAACUAGAAAGAAAUACUGUUGCUCAAUAUACACUCUGCUCAUGUGUAUAUGAUACAAAGCAGCCUCCCAAUUGCUGAAUGAAAACUUUUCUGUGAUUAUAUUACUUAUAAUUGGCCGUGUUUCCUCAAGAAGUAGAAUAAGAAUGACACCCUGAAGUUCACUAAUAAACCACAUUUUUCGAUUACUAUGGGCCUUGACUACAUUGUAUGCUUAGUUCUAUAUAUAAUCAACCUUGUACCAAGUCCCCAUUGCCUCCUUUCUAAAUGCUUAACUCUUGAAGACCAUUCUUACCAUUAAUGCUUAUUUACUCAAAACAUUGUCAGCAUUCUAUAAAAUAUGCGUUUAAAAAUAUUCUGUCUCCAAAUUCACCCAUUGUUAAUUGUGGGUAACCUAAUUAAAUUUAAUGCUAUUUGGACAAGAUUUUCUUGAAUCGGUACCACUCUCGGGAAUUAUUAAUGACAUUGCAAAUCAGUUAUUUCAGAGUCUUUCCAACUACAUAAUUAUUGUUCCUCUUAUUUUCAUCCUGUGGAGAUGGAAUUUGUUGUGCCUUUCAUAACUUGCUUAAAGCACUUUUAAAAUUAAUUUUUAUGUCUGAUGUGCCUAUUAACACUGGCAAAAAUUUUUAAAUGUGGCUUUUGGCCAGAAUUAAUUAAAAACACUAGCAAGUAAAGAAUACUUAAGAGAAGCUAAAAUAUCAAAUACUUUAUUUAUAGAUAACAAUAUUUCAUGCUGAAUUCUUAUUUGGAGAUAAUUGUCUUGCCAGUGUAAAUCUAAGAACAGAGUCCCAUUCAAAACUGCCAUCAGAAUAAUCUGUAUCAUUCCAACUCCCGUGACCGCUGAGUUUCUAAGAGUAUAGAAAAACUUCUGAGUGGAGAGCGGAAUAUUUUACAGAUUUUCCAUAAAAUUAUUUUUAAUUGUGAAUGAUUUACUUUUCUUAUUAUGCUAAUUUUGCAUGAUUAUUACACCAUUGACUACAGUUUAGCUAAAUAAUAAAUACAAAUAAUUUAUAUGUAUUGUGCCAAAACCAUAACCUCUAUAGAUGAUAUAUUUGAAGGGGUGUUUAUUUCAUUGGCUGGUUAGGAUCACUCUGUCCUAUUUUGGUUUGGGUUCUCACAGUAGUGUCAUCUACUGAUAACCUAGGCUUUGUAGUCUACUCUUUGAACAGCUCUUUACCAUGAUUGGGACAUGAAUUCAUCUGUGUUCCAUAUAUGUUACUCUUCUUUACUAACAGAGUAAAUGACUCCUCCAAAAAUUUUAAUGUUGACAAGAAACAAAUGCUACAAUGAAUCCUGGGCUACAGAGUCAAGCAGCCUGGCUUUUAAGUUCCUCCUCCAUCACUAUGUAACCUUGAACAAUUAAUCUUUCUGUGCCUCAAUUUCCCCAUCUAAAAAUUAGGGAUAAUGAUACUACCUACCUCACAUGAUAUUAAUGAGGAUUAUAUAAAUGACUGGACAUAAGGUUAUGAGAACACUGUAUGGCCCAGAAUAGGACAUGGUCUUAAGCAGGUUUUAUCCUGUUACCUUGGAGUGCAAAUAAUUGAUUCAGAUAAAUAAAAUAAUCAAGUCAUAUCUGAAGGAAAUACUUUGCACAUUUCUUAAGAUAAGUAAUAUAUAGUAUUCAUCUAGUGCCUGCUUUAUGUCAGGUACUGAUUGUAUUCAGUACAAUUGUGUUAAUCUUCAUAAAUUGGGUGUUAUUUCCAUAUUGUAGAUAGGGAAACUGAGGCUCAAAGAAUCCGAAUAAUGUUUCCACUGUCACAGUGCUAAUAAGUAAGAAGGCUUGGAUUUAUAAUCCAAACCUGUGUGUUGUUUGUAUUAUGUCAGCUCUAGGGUUAGUCAUGUAUGUAUGUAUGUAAUAACGAAAUAUGUAUACGCACAGAGAGACAUGUAUGAGUACUACAUAACAUCUGGUACUUUUCACCAGUAAAUAGUCCAAGUGGUCAAACAGCUAAAUUGGUAUGGUGAUUCUUAAAUUGUGAUCCUCACCCCCUUACCUGGUGUUGACUUUUGGCAUGCGGCCCUGAGGUAUUCAUAACCAGAUACCUUCUAGUGAGAGUUACUAAAUUAGCACUGCUGGCAGCUUGGUGGAGCUUGUAGCCCGUCUUCACCACACCCAGAUCACCUGAGUCAGAACUCCAAGAUAGAGGCUGGCAGUUUGGUUUAAAGAGGCCCUGAAAGUUGGUCUUACUAAUGCUAUGUUGAGAACCACUGUCUGUUUACCUACGUGAAUUUGGUGCAAAUAGUCUUUGGAAUACACUCAGGAAUUCUGCCCAGGAGAAAGGCAUUUUUCAAAGACUAAAACUUGUUUAAAAUCAGUGUAGUCCAGGAUCAUAAUAUAUUAAAAGUAAAUGCUGUGGGGUUUAAAGGGUUGGUGCAUUAUUGGUUUGGGCAAAAUUCUUUACUUCUCUAUAGUGACUGUUAUUAGGACCCUCAAAAUCUAUAAUUCUCCAAGUUUAGUCAUUAUACACUGAGCAGAAAGGGUUCAGUAAGUGUUAAUAUGUAUAUAUGGAUUCAUUAAAACAUAUAAAUUAAUAUCAUGAAAAAUGUCCACUAGUUGCUAAAAUUUACCAAUAGAAAUAGAAAAGUGCUACUUCGUAAUAUGCCAUAAUUUAUACCAUCAGCUUACAUUUUGUCAUUCUCAAACAUCAUUUGCUUAUCCUAUGAUCUAAUGAAGCAAAAUUUUUCUCCCAAGUGAAUGGUAAAGCACAUUAAACAAGAUUUUAUGGCAAUAAUGAUUUAUUUGCCAUCCUUUAAAUUAACAUCUGCCAUGUGAAUAGUUGAUUGUAGUGUGGUUUCAAGGCAUAAGAUUUAAUAAAGUCUUAUGUUCUCUAUUAAUAAUAUGCUUAUAUGUUUUUCUAGUGGGAAAUUCAUAAAUACAAAGCAGAUUUUUGUCCCAGAGUUUGACUAUUUGAACAUAAUCUAAAUUUCAGAGAUCAAUUUGUUAUUAUAAAGGAUGACAUACCAAAUCACUGACCAGUUCAUACUAUGUUUUGAAUGUGGUAAUUGGGUUCGAGCAUUAAGUUUGCUAACUGGUUGUUUUCGUAGUUAUUUUUUACCUUCUUAGCCUGUCAAACUGUAUUGCUAGACGAAGGCCCUGUUGUACUUGAAAGCCGCCCACACUUGGUUUAUCAGCUCCUACUCUAGCUGUGUCCUUGCUUUUUCAGUGCCGUGAGGUCAUUAUUCUGUCUUGGCAUGUCCUUUAUGCUUCACCUCUGCUUUCUAGUUCCUCAUAGUGCUGUCUCCUUGGGGUGGAUUUGGGUGAUCAGAGUGUCUAUCAUUUGUAAUGGUUUUAUGCCUACUACAUUUGGAUUUCCAUGAGACUAAAGUACAAUACUAGUAAUUGCUGGCUUUCAGACUACUUACCCUAACUGAACAUGUACAACCUAAAACAAUUCUACAUUGAUAAUUAAAGGAAGUAAAGUUAUUUACUCUCUUAAAAGAAAAAAAAUGACUUAUUUUCUCUUGUAUUAGGCCUGAGAGAAACAUACAUGGGAAAUCUGGUAGACAAGCUGUGGUAUAUUUUACACUAAUGUAACCUCUAUUGACUAAAGAUGACUUCCAGUUAUGUAUCAGAGCUGUAUUGAAAUCUUAACACCGAUUAAAAUGAGAACUUUGUACAGAUCCUCUUCUGAGAAGCAACUUAAAAGCAGCGUUGGAGUUGAGUGGACUUGGAUUCACUCCUCAUCUCCUGAGUUUCCAGUUACAGUGGAACUGUGUGACUUUGCAGGGCGCUAUAAUGAAUGAUCUACAUGAAGUGUAUUAGAGGGGAACUAACCUCACUGCUAAGCAGUGUGUUGUAUUAUACAGUGAAUGUUUGUGUUUGGGAAUUCAAAAAUUAUUUAAAGUAAUAGUGUCAAUGAAGGGUUUAAAAAUGUCUGGUGACUUGCUUAUUUUAAGUGAUCACCAUUAAGACAGAAAAAUGUAUUUUUAAAUGUUUUUUAAAGUGCCUUUUGAAAAUUUUUAAACAAUGGAUUCAAACAACUGCAUUAAAAUAAAUGACCAUGUUCAAAA
Mesocricetus auratus (golden hamster) is the source of this 5669-nucleotide messenger RNA. It is a transcript of the gene C1galt1, whose product is annotated as core 1 synthase, glycoprotein-N-acetylgalactosamine 3-beta-galactosyltransferase 1. The transcript is spliced from 4 exons. NCBI's taxonomy places the organism in Eukaryota, Metazoa, Chordata, Mammalia, Rodentia, Cricetidae. The record is from RefSeq and is a predicted model, not a curated record. Gene Ontology annotation, molecular function: N-acetylgalactosaminide beta-1,3-galactosyltransferase activity. Bases 193 to 1284 code for a protein of 363 amino acids. Gene Ontology annotation, cellular component: membrane.